UAGUGACGUUGAGAGUGAGGACAUUUACUGUGGAGUCUUUGAUAAAGGGAGUUAACUUUUCGGGCUGACUGUCGAAGUAACACUUUCCCAUAGUAGGAAUAUAUUGUAAUGGUAAUAUCCUUAAUUACGACUACUAGGAAAUUAGGCAGCCAGCAUAAUGGCCGCAAGUCCAUUUACAUUUAUCAAUAGCAGGCACGCAUCGAUUGAAGUUGGCUGGGCUCAUUCACACUAUAGAACUUAGAGGGAGAUAUGGCGCUCAAACUGAGCUACUUACCUGCUUGUGUGUUGAGGACCACUGUGACAUGUUUUAUUCUGGCACUGGCCUUGACAUCGUCGUGGGGUGCGCCUCAUCAGCUGAGGCCUGGCCAGUUUCUUGUAACUUCCUCUCACUGGAUUGACCUGUGGUCAAAAGUGGAUCUAGCUGGAAACCUGCAGAGAUUCAUCGAUCAUGAGGAGAUUCGACUUCGUGUUAUUCGGAAGUUUGAAAACAACUCCAAGUACGAAAAGGAAAUACCAUUGGUAGAGAAAAGAUUAACAGAGUUUCAGAUCAUCCACCAAGACCUGGUCAAGAACGCUUCGGACACAGCAUUCAUCGCAAGUUUAAGAAACUAUCAUCCAAUCACAAUCUUUGCUUCGGUUCGAAAUUUUGUGGCCACUUGGGAAAACAGAUUAAAAAAUCAAACAACUUAUGGGAGAAGACUAAAAGAAUUUCUACAAUACAAAGUUAAGGUUCCUUUACCAACUCGACUAGACUUGGACAAAAUUGGAACUGCCAUUACUGUCAUCCAGGCGGCAUACAACUUGUCAAUGAAUGAUCUACUUCUAGGCAAAGUGUUGGGACAGCAAGGGGAACAGUUGACUAGGGCUGACUGUUACGACAUUGGAAAAACUGUAAUGAAAGCCGGCCUCUUAGAUACUGCCACAGAAUGGCUGGAAACAGCCAUAAAUCUAAUAGAUCUGAACAACGUUAAUACAUCAAGUCUAACCUUUGACCUAGGUUACACUCUUUCGUCAUUGGCUAAAAUAGCUUUCAAGAGAAAUGACCCAGAGAAAUCGGUUCGACUCUUAGAAAAAGCAGUAGAUAUUGAACCAGAUAACCGAGAACUAUACAGUGAGUACAUGAGUUAUAGAUUUGCUCGGAACGUGAAGCCAAUUCCGGAACUUAACCGGGACAAAGUAGAACCCUGGAGGAAAACGUUCUUUGACACCUGUCAGAACACUGUGAAUGCUACCUGGCUAGAAGAACAAAGAAAAACAUUGAAAUCUAAUGUCAGAUGUCGUCUGAAACAAUCUGCCAGUGCACCAAUCUUGUUCUACAAGGAGGAAAUCAUGAGUACUGUCCCUUAUAUCUCUGUCAUCCACGACUUCCUUUCAGACGAUGAGAUCAAACUAUUGAAAAACAAAACAUUAGACCAGUUAGAGGAGAAGCUGCUACCUGGAGAAGACCCAAACACUCUGUGGCAAUAUAAAGGGUCAUAUUUCAGAGACGACUAUAGUGAGGUGAUUGAACGAGUGUCCAAAAGAGCUGCUGAUGUCUCUCAUAUGGACGCCCUCCAGAGAAGCACCUCCUACUCUUUGGGCGAGCCUUUACAGAUUGUUGACUUUGGCAUUUCCGGCCUCGCCCUGCCCCACGCUGAGACCCGCAGGCAAUAUGAAGUCAAGUACAUGGGGAUUCUCUACGGAGCUCGAGUCGCUACUCUGCAAGCUUUUUUGAGUGACACCAUCCUGGGUGGAGCAACAAUGUUUGUACAACAGAAUGUCACCAUAGUACCAAGAAAGGGAACAGCUGUUUUAUGGUACAACUUCCAGCCCAAUGGAGAUUCCGAACCAAACCUCCAACCUUCAAUAUGUCCCUUGCUUGUUGGUGACAAUAUUGUUCUCAAGAAAGGAUUUUGGCGGCUGGGACUAGACUCCAGGUCAAGGUGUGGACGCAAAAAGAACUCUUCCAACUUGUCAAUCCUGCCAUGAAAAAGAAAUACACUUUUUCUACACUUUUAAGGUUUCUAAGAAAAGUACUUAAAAGAAUAUGAUCAAUUUGGUCAUGAACUAGAUCUUGCUAUAUAGUGUGCAUGCAAGCAUAGAAGCUGAAGAAAGCUGGGCUCUGUGAGAAACUGAUUUGGAAAAUAUGAGACAAGUUGUCAUGAGAUGGCGUGUACGUUUUCUUUCUACAUGCAUAGUUUCGUUUCAUUUUUUCAGGGUUUUAUUUUGACACUUGUUAUGUUGUUUUGUUUUCUAAAUUCUUCCUUGUUUAUCCUCCUUGGUGUCUUGUAUGUUGUAUUGCAAGAUAUUUAUUGCUCCUUGACUAGUGUGUUUGUUUAGAUAUAAAUAUUCUAAUUAUAAUAAAUUAAUUAUUUUUCACGUAAA
Biomphalaria glabrata is the source of this 2364-nucleotide messenger RNA. Its product is annotated as prolyl 4-hydroxylase subunit alpha-3-like. The record is from RefSeq and is a predicted model, not a curated record. Gene Ontology annotation, molecular function: procollagen-proline 4-dioxygenase activity; iron ion binding; protein binding. Gene Ontology annotation, biological process: peptidyl-proline hydroxylation to 4-hydroxy-L-proline. Bases 250 to 1968 code for a protein of 572 amino acids. Gene Ontology annotation, cellular component: endoplasmic reticulum. Lineage: Eukaryota; Metazoa; Mollusca; Gastropoda; Planorbidae. The transcript is spliced from 16 exons.